AUGAAGGGAGGCAAGAGGUUUGAAGAAAUUAGAGUACCUUUCCCAUUGGUCCUCAAGGUAUGUACGGAGCUCGAGUCAAAUCUAAGGUUGAGGGACAAGGUUUUGGGCCUAAUUCAUCACCGACAUUGGUCGGACUGUGAAAAACUCGAGGAUUUCGCCCGCCCAAUUGAAGCAGCACGGGGGGGCGUCCGUAAUGCCGACUAUUUCGUCCGUACGCUAAAGAGCGUGAAGGAGCUAGAGAGGGAAAUCGAGACGGAAACGAGUGAUGAUGAUAGGAGGAGAGGAGAAGGAAUGAUAGGCAUGGGUCCGACGAGCGAACUUGUAUCAGGUGUACAAGGUAGAGUGUCGACAGUUUGGAAAAGGGUUGGCUUUGUUCAGCUCAGUGUUAGGGGUAAAGAGGGUCUGGCAUCAUGUUCUUAGAUUGCUACUGGAAGAAGGAUUCGCAAUGCGAAGGAUGUUGUGAAACGCAGUCAGGAGGUUCAAGUGAAAGUGACUGUUUCGGGCCAGAAGUUGAGUCUUUCGAUGAGGGAUGUUGAAUCACAAUACUGGUGAAGACCUCUUCCGCUGAAAAGAGUGAGGAGCCGAAGGGACUAUGAAGGUCUUUCUGGAUUAGAAAUCAAUAAAGAAGAUGUUCCUGUUCCUGUUCACGUCACUGCCGACCCAUGAAAGAGGUUGAGUUCACCUGAGCUAUGGGAUGCUAAUCAGAUGGAGGCUGCAGGAGUAUUAAGUGUAAGGGAGAACCCCGUGUACGAUGAAGAAGGCGAAGGGUCUGUAUAUCGAGAGGGUGCUGAGGAAGAGCUUGAAAUCGAGCUAAAUGACGAUGAACCAGCCUCUUUUUAUUUUUUGCAAGGACAAAGCCGGUACUCUGUGGACAUGUCACCUGUUAAUUUCAAGAAUCCUGAAGGGCCUUUGAGUCGUGCAGCAGCCCUCCAGUCUGCUCUCGUAAUAGGAGCGGAGAGGAAGUGAGGGGACCAGCAGCACGAGACAUUGCUUGAUUCUAUUCCCAAAGUUCUCAACCGUCCAUGGGAAGACCCGAUGCCGGAGACAGGCGUGGAGCAUCUAGCACAAGAGCUCAGGGGUGUUGGUUUAUCGGCAUACGGACGCAUGCCUGAAUGGAAAAAGGAUGCUUUCGGAAAUCCCAUGGACGUUGGUCAGAGCAAAGCUUUCUAUCCAGACCAGAGAGAGAGCUUGCCUAUUGCCAAAUUGAAGCAUGAAUUGAUUCAGGCUGUGCGUGACAAUCAGGUUUUGGUUGUAAUCGGUUGAGGACAGGUUUCAGGGAAUAACAACUACAAGUCAACGCAAUACCUAGCUGAGGCCAGUACACUACAAGGGAAAGAUUGGUGCACUCAGCCUCGUAGGGUAGCUGCAAUGUCGGUGGCCCAAAGGGAUGCUGAAGUCGGCUGCCGAUUGGGUGAGGAGGUUGGGCUACGCCUUCGUUUUGAGGAUUACGGACCCGAAACCGUGAUUAAGUAUAUGACUGGUAUGCUUCUGAGAGAGAUUUGAUUGAUGAGAAUUUAUUCAAAGUAUGCAGUUGUAAUGCUUGAUGAAGCUCAUGAGAGGCAAUCCACACUUGAUGUGCUUUUUGGACUACUGAAGCAACAUGUUGAGAGGAGGCCUGAUCUUCGAUUGAUUGUCACUUCUGCAACAUUAGAUGCUGAGAAAUUUUCAGGGUAUUUCUUUAACUGCAAUAUUUUCACAAUUCACUGAAGAACUUAUCCCGUGGAGAUACUCUAUACCAAACAGCCAGAAAGUGACUACCUUGAUGCAUCUCUUAUCACUGUAAUGCAAAUCCACUUGACAGAACCCUGAGGGAUAUUGCUCCUCUUCUUAACUGGUCAAGAGAGGAUUGAUCAUGCAUGCCAGUGUCUUUAUGAGAGGAUGAAAGUAGGAAAAAAGGUUCCUGAAUUAGUUAUUUUACCGGUUACAGUGGCGGGGGGGGGCUUUCCAAGCGAAAUGCAAUCUAGGAUCUGACCUGCUCCUGCUGGAAAGAGGAAAGUGGUCGUGGACAAUAUUGCAGAAGCCUCUUUGACAAUUGACGGCAUAUUUUAUGUGAUUGACCCCGGUUUCGCGAAGCAAAAUAUUUACAAUCCGAAACAAGGGCUUGAUUCACUGGUUAUAACUCCCAUUUCACAAGCAUCAGCCAAACAGCGAGCUGGCAGAGCUGGGCGAACCGGCCCCGGAAAAUGUUAUCGCCUUUACACCGAAAGCGCUUUUCAUAACGAAAUGUCUCCUGCCUCUGUUCCAGAAAUACAAAGGAUUAAUCUUGGAAUGACUACUCUUACAAUGAAAGCAAUGGGGAUAAAUGAUCUCCUAUCAUUUGAUUUCAUGGACCCGCCUUCUCCCCAAGCUCUCAUUUCUGCCAUGGAACAGCUGUACAGUCUUGGAGCUCUGGACGAGGAGGGGCUUCUGACUAAAUUGGGUAGGAAAAUGGCGGAAUUUCCACUGGACCCACCGUUGUCUAAGAUGCUACUAGCCAGUGUAGAUCUUGGGUGUAGUGAUGAGAUUUUGACAAUCAUUGCGAUGAUUCAGACCGGAAACAUCUUCUACAGGCCGAGAGAGAAACAAGCCCAGGCGGAUCAAAAGAGAGCCAAGUUUUUCCAGCCUGAGGGAGAUCAUCUGACAUUACUUGCUGUGUACGAGGCUUGGAAGGCGAAUAACUUUUCGGGUCCGUGGUGUUUUGAGAAUUUUGUUCAGUCUCGUUCCUUGAGGAGGGCACAGGAUGUCCGUAAGCAGCUUCUCACCAUCAUGGACAGGUAUAAAUUGGAUGUCGUUUCUGCCGGGAAGAAUUUUACUACAGUUCGCAAGGCCAUAACUGCCGGGUUUUUCUUCCAUGCCGGAAGGAAGGAUCCUCAAGACGGUUAUAGAACUCUUGUUGAAAACCAACCAGUGUACAUACACCCUAGCAGUUCUGUGUUUCAGAGACAGCCAGACUGGGUCGUCUACAAUGAGCUAGUAAUGACUACGAAGGAGUACGUGCGAGAGGUGAUAGUUAUCGACCCCAAGUGGCUUGUGGAGCUAGCCCCAAGGUUCUUCAAAGCGGCGGAUCCCACAAAAAUGAGCAAGCGCAAGCGUCAAGAGUGGAUUGAACCACUUUAUGACAGAUACCAUGAACCCAACUCUUGGCGCUUGAGUAAAAGGCGUGCUUGAUUUUUUCAUUAUGGGUAUGAGUUGAAUUUCGACCCAAUAGACUUUUGUUCAAUUUUAGGAAAUCUUGUAAAUAUGAGCAAGUACUGGGGUUCUGCUACCGCGUUUCAUACAAUAGACUUACUCUUCCUAUUUUUUUU
Rhododendron vialii is the source of this 3284-nucleotide messenger RNA. RefSeq names its product probable pre-mRNA-splicing factor ATP-dependent RNA helicase DEAH5. NCBI's taxonomy places the organism in Eukaryota, Viridiplantae, Streptophyta, Magnoliopsida, Ericales, Ericaceae. Gene Ontology annotation, biological process: spliceosomal complex disassembly. Gene Ontology annotation, molecular function: RNA binding. Gene Ontology annotation, cellular component: intracellular anatomical structure; catalytic step 2 spliceosome. The record is from RefSeq and is a predicted model, not a curated record.